Molecule: messenger RNA, 819 nt
Organism: Bacillus rossius redtenbacheri
Lineage: Eukaryota; Metazoa; Arthropoda; Insecta; Phasmatodea; Bacillidae
Exons: 7
Coding region: 220-693 (157 amino acids)
Biological process (GO): sensory perception of smell
Molecular function (GO): odorant binding
Source: RefSeq, a predicted model, not a curated record
GAGAUGUUGCAAAUGAAGAGGAUUCAACACAAUGGCGUGCAUCAGAGCUGAUCGCGCAGAGGUGAGGAAGCCUGGGCGCAUGGGCGAACGGGCGAAUGGGCGACGAACCGGGAACACAAUCAGCCCAGUUCCGGCCACGGCUGAUGCUCCCGCCGCCGCGGCGCGUCACAGCCCACUGCAGCCAAUAAAAGGCAGCGGGCGCUCCUUGGCCCUGACAUCAUGGCUGCCGCGCGCUGGAGCUUGUUCGCCUGGGCGCUUCUGGUCGCACGGUGCGCCUCCCCCGCUCAGGGCAAGCCCGCGAUGAGUAUCACCAACGACCUUCAACUUCUUCGAGCUUGCAACACGACGUCUCCGGUCAGCUUGGAUACCCUAAAUUCUGCUCUUAUCAAUCGUCAAUUGUCCACAGAUAAGACACUUCCAUUCAAGUGCUUUCUUCACUGCAUGUACACAAAAUAUGAAAUCAUGGACGAGAAGGGCAACUUCCUGCAGGAGAACAUGAGAGACUCGCUCGCCAGCUCGGAACUGGAUCUCUUCACCACUGACCUCCUCAUCUACAGGUGCAUCAAGACUGGAGCUGAAUCGCAAGAAAAGUGCGAGAGAGCAUUCCUCUUCACUCAGUGCUUCUGGACAGAAACUCUGAAAAUGACGGAGGAAGAAUACGUUAUGCCUGAUGAAUAUUACAACAAAUAUUAGUUGUUCAAGGAUGCAUGCUCCUUACAUUUAUUUAUUUUGGCUACUAAGUGGUAAAUGUUUAUGCUGUCGAGUAAGUUUUUAAUAUUAUAUACAUUUCAUUUUUAUUUACUGUUAUUGCCAGUGAAC